AUGGACGGAAUCAAGAAGACGUUUGCGCAAUGCAAGAAGGAGGGCAGAUCUGCCCUCGUCACAUAUGUGACUGCUGGCUUCCCUACCGCCGAAGAGACACCCGACAUUAUGUUGGCCAUGGAGGCGGGCGGCUCAGACAUCAUUGAGCUCGGCAUGCCCUUCACCGAUCCCAUUGCAGACGGUCCGGUCAUUCAGACAGCCAACACUCAAGCUCUCAAGAAUGGCGUCACGAUUUCACAUGUCCUCCAAAUGGUCCGCGAUGCGAGAAAGCGGGGUCUCAAGGCGCCUGUCCUACUCAUGGGAUACUACAACCCACUGCUGAGCUAUGGCGAGGAGAAGAUGUUGCAGGAUGCAAAGGAAGCCGGUGCCAAUGGCUUCAUCAUGGUAGACCUCCCGCCUGAGGAGGCUCUGCGCUUCAGGAACUUCUGCCGCAGCUAUGGCCUCUCUUAUGUCCCUCUGAUCGCGCCAGCUACCUCCGAGCACCGUAUGCGCGUCCUUUGCAAGAUUGCCGAUUCCUUCAUCUACGUCGUCUCUCGUAUGGGCGUCACUGGCGCUACCGGAACUAUGAAUGCCGCCCUUCCCCAGCUCCUCGACCGCGUGCACAAGUACUCUGGAAACGUGCCAGCGGCUGUUGGUUUUGGUGUCAGCACGCGCGACCACUUUUUGAGCGUGGGCAAGAUUGCUGAAGGUGUCGUUAUUGGCAGCCAAAUUAUCAACACCCUGCUCAAGGCUGCGCCUGGCACUGGCGCAAAGGCGGUUCAAGAGUACUGCGACGGCAUCUGUGGAAAGAGCAGCCGGGAGACGACACGCGAGGUUGGCAUCAUUGAGACUUUGAAUGAUGCCAAGGAACCAACUGGUGUUCACGUAGACAAGGUCAUUACUGACGCCGAUACACCCGAUGGACCCGGCCUCGCUGACCAGCUGGACAUGCUCAACACGGAGGAUGCAAACGGAGAUGAUGACUUCAAAGAGAACCACAAGUUUCCGGCACGGUUUGGUGAGUUUGGAGGUCAGUAUGUGCCUGAAUCACUCAUGGAUUGUCUUCGGGAACUUGAAGAAGGCUUUAAUUCAGCGAUCGAGGACCCCAAGUACUGGGAGGAAUACCGCUCAUAUUACGAAUGGAUGGGCAGACCAGGACACUUGCAUCUUGCUGAGCGCCUCACUGAGCAUGCUGGAGGAGCGAAGAUCUGGCUGAAGCGAGAGGACCUCAAUCACACGGGAAGUCACAAGAUCAACAAUGCACUCGGCCAGGUAUUGGUUGCGAGGAGAUUGGGAAAGACUGAGAUUAUUGCGGAAACGGGAGCUGGCCAACACGGUGUUGCAACGGCGACUGUGUGCGCCAAGUUCAACAUGAAGUGUACCAUUUACAUGGGCGCUGAGGAUGUCAGGCGCCAGGCUCUCAAUGUAUUCCGCAUCAAGCUGCUUGGAGCACAGGUUGUGGCCAUCGAAGCUGGAUCUCAGACUCUGCGCGAUGCAGUCAACGAGGCCAUGCGUGCUUGGGUUGUGAAUCUCGACACGACGCACUACGUUGUGGGAUCUGCGAUUGGUCCUCACCCGUUCCCGACAAUUGUGCGCACUUUCCAGUCGAUUAUUGGAAACGAGACCAAGGAACAGAUGCAGGCAAAAUGCGGCAAGCUUCCCGACGCUGUAGUUGCGUGUGUUGGUGGUGGAAGUAACGCGGUAGGAAUGUUCUACCCGUUCUCCAAGGACCCUUCAGUCAAGCUUCUGGGUGUCGAAGCUGGUGGAGAUGGUAUUGAGACGGGACGGCACAGCGCGACGCUUUCUGCGGGAACCAAGGGUGUUCUUCACGGUGUGCGAACCUACGUUAUCCAGAACAACGACGGACAAAUCCUCGAAACGCACUCUGUAUCUGCUGGUCUCGAUUAUCCCGGAGUUGGGCCGGAGUUGGCCAGCUGGAAGGACAGUGACCGGGCAAAGUUCAUUGCAUGCAAUGAUGCUGAGGCUUUUAUUGGUUUCAAGCUCCUGUCUCAGCUGGAGGGCAUUAUCCCCGCGUUAGAGACAUCUCACGCCAUCUACGGGGCUGUUGAGCUGGCAAAGACGAUGAACAAGGACCAGGACAUUGUCAUUUGCGUGUCUGGACGCGGCGACAAGGACGUGCAGAGCGUUGCUGAAGAGCUGCCCAAGCUGGGACCCAAGAUUGGCUGGGACCUCCGAUCCCCUACCCAAUCCCUCGAGCCCCGGCCGCACCGCGAUACCAAGAAAGACCAAAAGCGACGCCAGAAGCUCGAGCAGCUUCGCGAGGCCGACGACAUGAAGUUCUCGCACAGCCUGCAGUUUAAUGCAGUGCCCGACUGGAGCAACCACUACAUUGCAUACAGCAAUCUCAAGAAGCAAAUAUACAGCCUCGAGACUCAGAUCAACCAGAGGAAUGCACAUGUCGACGCCGAGUCGUCACCCCUGUUGAAUGGCGACGCCGCCGACCCCGACAAGGUCUUUACCAAUGCCCUUGACGUCGAACUCGAGCGUGUCACGUCCUUUUACAAGCUCAAAGAAAAUGAAAUUUACGAAGAAAUGAGUGCACUGCUCGAGGAUGAGGAAUCGUUUGAACACCACCAGGCCGAGUACAACGAGGAGAAUGAAAACGCCCCGCCAGGCAAGAAGAUGCGCAGUGGGAGUAUUUUCAAGUCCAUUGGAUUCCAACGCCCGCGCGCAAUGAGCGGCACAAGUGGUCACUCGACAGACCACGGUCCCGAAGACGACUCGGACGAAGACAUGGACGAGACAUCGCGGCUGCGUAAGAAGAGCCCGGAUGGCCAGCGCCGACGUCGGCGGACCAACGAGGAGGACAUGGCGGCCUCGCACGCUUCCUCGAGACGGAUGAACAGCGUUGCGUUUGACGACUACCACGACAUGGCCUUUUCCGCACUGUACGAUGAGGGUGUGUCAUUGAAGAAGCGCACUGUCAGCGUAUAUGUUUUGCUGUGCGAGCUGCGAUCCUUUAUCCAGCUCAACAAGACGGGAUUUGAAAAGGUUCUGAAAAAGUAUGACAAGAUCUUGGACCGGAAGCUCAAGAAGACCUACCUAACCAAAUACGUCUACCCCGCCUAUCCCUUCCAGCAAAGCACCAUGGACGAGCUGUCACGCAACCUCGAGCGCAUAGAAGCCGCGUAUGCCAAGAUUGGUACAAAGGGCGACAUAGCAGAGGCCAAGCGCGAGCUCAGACUACACCUCCGAGAGCACGUUGUUUGGGAGCGAAAUACAGUAUGGAGGGAAAUGAUUGGCAUUGAGCGCAAGGCGCAGGCAGCCAAUAUUGGCAUUACGCAGACCUUGCUGGGCCGCGAAACUACCGGUGGUAGAGUGCGGCGGCAGGGCGACGACGACGAAUCAGACAUGAAGGAGGUGGACACGCCAAUUGGAAGAUACAGAUGUCCCCAAUGGCUCAUCAGCAAGCCCUUCUGGAUGCUCCUUACUUGCAUUGCCAUUUUUGUGGUACUGCUAGUAGUGCCAAUCAUGGAAAAGCCUGAGCAGCAGAAUUGCCUGGCCAUGGUUGUCUUUGUUAGUUUGCUCUGGGCGACGGAGGCGAUUCCUCUGUUUGUCACAUCACUUCUAGUGCCAUUCCUGGCUGUCACGCUUAACGUUGUUCGAAGCGAUGUCGAGCCCCAUCGCCGACUCGACUCCAAGCAGGCUGCUUCGUAUGUCUUUUCCGCCAUGUGGACACCAGUCAUUAUGUUGCUUUUGGGCGGUUUCACUAUUGCUGCUGCGCUUUCCAAGUACAACAUUGCCAAAAUGAUGGCCACCCUUGUGCUUAGCAAGGCGGGAACCAAGCCAAGAACUGUCUUGCUGGUCAACAUGUUUGUUGCUAUGUUUGCCAGUAUGUGGAUCAGUAAUGUAGCCGCACCUGUACUGUGCUUCUCCAUUAUUCAGCCCAUUCUGCGCAACCUCCCUGCCGACUCCGACAUGACCAAAGCGUUACUGAUGGGAAUUGCACUCUCAUCCAAUAUUGGUGGAGCUGCAUCUCCCAUUGCCUCACCACAAAACCUGAUUGCGCUCCAGAACAUGCAGCCCGAACCCUCUUGGGGUGUUUGGUUCUUCGUAGCCCUUCCCGUAUGCAUCAUCUCCAUUUUGCUCAUCUGGGUACUUCUCCUCGUCACCUUCCAGCCCGGAAAGGGUACCAGCAUUGUGCCUAUCCGCCCACUCAAAGAUAGAUUUACUGGUGUCCAGUACUUUAUCAGCAUUGUCACUAUUGUGACCAUUGCGCUCUGGUGCGUAAGCCAUCAGCUCGAAUUCAUAUUUGGCGACAUGGGCGUCGUGGCCAUCAUCCCCAUUGUGCUCUUCUUCGGUACGGGAAUCCUCACCAAGGAAGACUUUAACAAUUUCCUGUGGACCAUUAUCAUUCUCGCUGCGGGUGGUCUGUCGCUUGGAAAAUCAGUCAAUUCGUCUGGUCUCCUACACACGAUUGCCGAGUCCAUCACUGCUGGUGUCGAGGGCAUGAGUCUGUACGGGGUCCUCGUUGUUUUCUGCGCGCUGAUCUUGGUCGUGGCGACGUUUAUCAGUCAUACCGUCGCAGCGCUUAUUGUGCUGCCGCUGGUGCAGCAGGUAGGACAGCAGAUGGCGGAGCCGCACCCGAAUCUGCUUGUCAUGGGCGCGGUACUGAUGGCGAGUGGAGCUAUGGGAUUGCCUACUAGCGGGUUCCCGAAUAUGACUGCUAUUAUGAUGGAAGACUCUCGAACGGGCCAGCGGUAUCUCGCCGUCAAGCACUUUUUGACUCGCGGUGUGCCUGCUUCCAUUAUGACGUUUGCCGUGAUUGUCACGGUGGGCUAUGGCCUUAUGCUUGCCGUGGGAUUUUAA
This is a messenger RNA of Bipolaris oryzae ATCC 44560, 4809 nucleotides long. RefSeq lists its product as uncharacterized. Gene Ontology annotation, molecular function: tryptophan synthase activity. NCBI's taxonomy places the organism in Eukaryota, Fungi, Ascomycota, Dothideomycetes, Pleosporales, Pleosporaceae. Gene Ontology annotation, biological process: L-tryptophan biosynthetic process; transmembrane transport. Bases 1 to 4809 code for a protein of 1602 amino acids. The record is from RefSeq and is a predicted model, not a curated record. Gene Ontology annotation, cellular component: cytoplasm; membrane. The transcript has 10 exons.